Molecule: messenger RNA, 705 nt
Organism: Eimeria mitis
Lineage: Eukaryota; Apicomplexa; Conoidasida; Eucoccidiorida; Eimeriidae
Exons: 4
Coding region: 1-705 (234 amino acids)
Source: RefSeq, a predicted model, not a curated record
AUGCCGGGCUCAACAGCCUCUCUCCCCGCGACCUUUGAGGGGUUUCAGCGGCCUGAAGGCCCCCUCGAUGAUGCAAGAGGAAAGCCCAGAGCAGCAGCAGCAGCAGCAGCAGCAGCAGACUCACCUACCUGCGGGCGUGCAUCGUUGCUGCACAGCAAAUGGGGGGGUGGCGGCAGCUAUUCCAGCACAGCUUUGCCGAUGGUUUCAGCUGCAACAAGCGGAGAAGCUCUGGGUAUAAGCAGCAACAUCAACGACAGCAGCAGCAGCAGCAGCAACAGCAGCAACGGCAGCAGCAGCAGAAACGACAGCAGCGGUAGUGGUGUAUUAGGUUUAGUAUUAGCAGCAGCCGUUGCGGUGAUGCCGCAGGGGGGUCCUGAGGAGGUUAUACAGAUGUCUGUACACCUGAAAGGAGAAGCUGCUGCUGCUGCUGCUGCUGCUGCUUUCUCGCCGCUGCAGUCUGCUUUCUUCGCUGCUCUCAUCGUUAUAAAUAUCCUUAUGGGCUGCUGCCAGGGGCUCAUACAGGGCGUGGGCUAUACGCUUGGGGGUUUCAGCUAUGGGGGGGACAGCAGCAGCAGCAGCAGCAGCAGCAGCAGCAGCAGCAAGAACAACAGCAACAACUCGAAUGUUGUACAAAUUCAGCAGCAGCAGUUGCAGCAGCAGCAGCAGCAGCAGAAGGAUGUAGAAGGAGAGCAGCACCAGAUCUAG